AUGCCAACUGCAGAUUCCAAUCGUUUCGUUCCUUUCGUCAGCGUUUACUUCAAAAUUUAUCUGAUCGGAGGGCUCACAUUCCAGUGCUUUUUGUUAUUUCUCAUACUGAAAAAGUCGCCAGCGAGUCUCGCCAACCUCAGGUUCUUCCUGUUCAACACGUGCAUUCUGCAUAUCUUCCUUAUUUCGAUUGCAUUCUUCACUCAACACAGGUAACCUCUUUCACACAGUUUCAUAAUUUCGAACGUGUUCAGAAACCUACCAAACUCUGUGUCUCUCGCAGUUCUUCCGUAUGGACCUUGCCGGGAGUUCGGACCGGAUUUCUGUUUCACUGCUUAUCAUUUUUUUCUGGUAAUUCAGCUGCGCCAAUGUUCUCUCCUUCUAAAUGUGCUCUCAGGGCGUUGCUCUGGCUGUCGGUCUCGGUAUUUCCAACACGGUGCUAUUCCGACAUCGUGCGCUUAGACAGGCGAAAUCAACUCGGAGGAGCGUGGUCGUGAUGAUAUCGCUGACGUACAUCCCUUCACUUGUCAUCAUUGUGAGCCCUGGUGAUGCACUUGCCCUUCCAUCAAUCCAAUCGAUUACAGAUUCUUCCCUUCACAGCCCCGUGGAACUUUCCAGAAGUGCGUGCUCUCACUUACUUCGAGCAUCCCUCCUACGAUCUCUCGAUCUACGAACCUUUUGUCGGAUUCUCCAAUGUCGCCUCGUUCCAAUUUCUCGCCGCCACCGCUCUGCUCGUUUUCGGUGCAUACGCCAUUCCGUCCAUUUCGGGACUGCUCACGAGAAGAGUAGUUCAUCUGAUCAACACGAACAGGAACAUGUCUCCGAAGACCAAGGACCAGUCAAAAACAUUGGCUUACGUGGGGAAUCGGGGUUUAAAGAGGAUGACCGCAACAGAUCAUUUCCAGGGGCUCGCCUUCCAAACCUUCCUUCCUGUUGUUUGCUACGUCCCUAUGCCCACAUCAUACAUCAUUAGCCAGGUAUUCAACGUCGAGAUUUUGUUGACGGGUGGGUCAGAUCGAAUGAGCAACCCUCAUUUGAGUCACUUUUAGAGCACCUGCUGGCCAUUCUGAUCUGCCUUCCCUCGUUCCUCGAUCCGUUCAUCUCGUUCUACUUUAUCGUGCCCUAUCGUCUCGCGAUUUCCAACUGUUUCCCAGUGCGAAAGUCUCUGCUUCCGAACAUUGUCAGCGUGCGGCAUCUUUCCAAUUUAAACCCAUCUAUGGUAGAAUCAAACUGA
Caenorhabditis sp. 36 PRJEB53466 is the source of this 1231-nucleotide messenger RNA. The record is from the annotation of a GenBank genome assembly. NCBI's taxonomy places the organism in Eukaryota, Metazoa, Nematoda, Chromadorea, Rhabditida, Rhabditidae.